Molecule: messenger RNA, 2328 nt
Organism: Sinocyclocheilus grahami
Lineage: Eukaryota; Metazoa; Chordata; Actinopteri; Cypriniformes; Cyprinidae
Product: ceramide synthase 2-like
Exons: 6
Biological process (GO): ceramide biosynthetic process
Cellular component (GO): membrane
Molecular function (GO): sphingosine N-acyltransferase activity
Source: RefSeq, a predicted model, not a curated record
CUGGAGAUUCGCCUUUUAUCUUCUCGCCUUCAUCGGUGGUCUUGCUGCACUAAUAGAUAAGCCCUGGUUGUAUGAUCUCGAGGAGAUGUGGAAAGGCUUCCCCACUCUGACUCUCCUGUCGUCUCAGUACUGGUACUACAUGCUGGAGCUGGGUUUCUACACCUCUCUUCUCUUCAGCCUGGCGUCGGAUGUCAAGCGUAAAUCUCAGUCAGCUAAGAUGUUUAACUACGCCCGAUGGAAGAACGCAUGCAACUACAUCUUCAUCCUGUUUGCUGCGAUCUUCAUCGUCACUCGCCUCAUCAUCUUCCCUUUCCGGAUCAUGUAUUGCACAUGGGUGUUUCCCGUGACCCUGUACCCUCCGUUCUUCGGAUAUUACUUCUUUAACGGGCUGCUGAUGGUUCUGCUGUGUCUGCACAUCUUCUGGGCCGUGCUGAUCAUACGCUUGGCCUUCCGCUUCUUGAGCAGUAACUCGUCGGUAGAAGACGAGAGGUCCGAUCGAGAGGAGAUGGACGAGUCCGAGGAGGAAGAACAGAUGAGAAACGGAGAGAUAAAGAAAAGCGGACCAGCUCAGAACGGCCACGCUACAUAUAACAACAACCACUCUAAAACAGAGUGACGUCCCGAGAGAAACCCAAAGAGAUUCUUCCUCUCCUGAAGCAGAGCAGAGACGAACACGCACACAUACAGUUACAGUCAUCACACGAACACCUCUCUCUGGAGGGACGAACAGAGAGCAGUGCUGCCUCGAUUGACAUAAGCUUACAGGAGCAGAUCACCUAGAAAUCUACAUCCUUUACUGAUGCCUCUCCAAACCUCGGUGACUUUCUUGCAAAGACUUUCAACCUGCUCUUCCCCAUACAAUGAAAAUCAAUGGUGACCACGACGGUCAAGCCAGAUUUGCCGUCUGUUCCUCACACAGAUCAGUGCUCGUCUCAUAUUGCUGCAUUUUUUUAUGCUGCGUCUUUGUGCUUUCUAGAGCUUGAAAUCCUUUCGUUUCAUUGUAUGGUAGACAGCUAUGGAAGCCAAUGGAAUACAUGAAUAAAAGGUCAUUGUGACAUUGUAUCUCACAAUUCAGACCUUGUUUCUCGCAAUUCUGAGAAAAACAGAAUUCCGAGAUUUAAAACUCAGAAUUCCACGCAAUUCCAGAGUUUAUGUCCCAUAAUUCUGAGUUUACAUCUCGCAAUAAUUAUGAGACGUAAACUCAGAAUUGCAAGAAAAAUGUCCGAAUUAUGAGAUAAAAAGUCGCAGUUACAUUUUUACAUUCCCUGGCGGAAUCAGGCUUCCAUAGAGAGCAGCUCUGACAUUAUGCGUAAAUGAUGACUGAUUAUUUUAGGUGACCUGUGCCUUUUAAAAGUGCCUUCCUUUGCCAUUGUUUGCUCUUUUUCAUGCCUUGUUUUUAGUUUUUAAUUUAAGAAACUGCAGAAACUUUUUCCAGAGUAUAACCAUUCAUCAAUAAUACCGAACACAUGUGAGUACCAAGUACAUCAGUUUGGUCUUAAAGUGCGGUCACAAUUCACUGGCAAAAAAGGUAAUAGUCUAUUGUCAGUAGUGUAGCGAUGUAUGAAGAACAUCUCGCACAGAAGUCACUUCCAAACCGAUUACGCGAGAUGGUCGAGUGCAUUCAAUGCAUUUUCACUCAUGGAAUAAAUUAAUCACGGCGGCUGGCAGUAAAUAAUGCAUUUCUGCAAUGGCAUUGGUUACUAGAAAGGUUUUGUUCUGUAUGAUGCUGCAUCUCUGACUCUGAAGUGUCAGGACGAUCAGGCAGAGCACCAAAGAAGUCACUGAGUGCAUCUUAUAAUAUGGCCGAAUGUUACUAACUUUCUAACGCAAAGGAGAAAACAUGCACUUCACUGCCAGUUCUCCUUCCAUUCAGUUUAUGAAUAUGAUAUUUAACCCAUAUUUUACUCUAAAGCUCCUAAUUAUGAACGACUCGUAUCGGCCAGUUGUAGCUCGGUCAUGUUCACACCGAUUCUAAAUAUAUGAACACCGUGCUUUCUUCCGUCUCGAGCAGCUGAGAUGAAUUCGGCUCUCCUCAUUUCUCUGAGGUGCAGGCUUUUCUCUCUCAAAGCGGCCAGUGCUGUCUACAUUCAUGAUUCAAUCCCACAGCUGCUUCAUCUGAAUCCGCUCGUUCACAUCGCGUUUCUGUGUCCUGCUCCGAUUUCAUCAUUCCUCCCAUGGUCCUCCGUCAGCCUCCCAUCAUUCUCUUCUCUACAUUGUUUCAGAUGCAGUCGACUCGAUUACAGUGUUAUCUUUAUUUUGUAUUUUCCUGUGUUUUGUAAUAUGAUAUUAUGGAGGAUGUUAACAAUAAAAUACUGAAUGUGAGUCACA